UUGAUACUGUGGAAAGUGCUGCCACUUCUAUGGCGGAUAUUGAUAAAUUUUUAAAAUAAAAAAUAUUAUACUUUUAUGAUGAUAACAUACAGAAGGGAAAAAUUUCAUAGAUGCUUGGUAAAUACACAAUUAUUAAAAGGAGAUGACGCGUGUCCAAGUAUAAUUUCAAGAUCACAAUGGCAGGCUAGAGAAGUUAAGAGUUUAAAUUAUCUCAUAAAUCCUUUGGCUUAUGUUGUUGUUCAUCAUACUGUUACUCCAAAAUGUGAAACAAUCGAUUCUUGUUCAAACCGUGUGAGAAAUAUUCAAGAUUAUCAUAUGGAUGAGUUGCUUUGGGGUGAUGUAGGAUUUUCAUUUUUUAUUGGAGGAGAUGGUAAUGUAUAUGAAGGAGUUGGUUGGAAUAAAGAAGGAGCUCAUACGUAUGGAUGGAACAAAAAAUCAAUAGGAAUAGCAUUUAUUGGAUCGUAUCAAACGCACAAAGCAAGUGAGAACAUGUUACAAGCAGCUGUUAAAUUAAUUUCUUGUGGAAAACAUGAGGGAAUGUUGAGGCCUAAUGUAAAAGUAAUUGGAGCAAAUCAAGUCACGAGUACAUUAAGUCCUGGAGCUAAAUUAUUUGAACAGAUCAAAAAUUGGCCAGAAUGGAUAUCGAAUCCUUGAGAGAUACUCAAUAUAUUUUAUUUUUGAAUAUUCAAUUUUUAAAAUUAUUAGUCUUAAUACAAUUUGGUAUUCUUUUCCAAAAUACUUUUUUUUCAAUAGUCCUAAGUGUCCCCUUUAAAACAAACAAAAGACCAUUUCUGUAUUUAUAAUAGUUUUCGAAAUAUUUAAAAAAUAAAGUUGAAAAAUUAGAAAAAUAGUAAAAUUUUGAAUUUUAAAUAACUUUGAAAAAAAAAUUUUUCAAUUUUUUUCCUUUUGCAAAUCUUUGUUUUAUGAUAUAAGAAAAGUUUUGACCAAAUUUCGUCCAAAUUGAAAAGGGUCGAUUCCAACUAUUGGUCAAUUUGACAUAGAAUGACCAAUAUACAUGUUUUAUACGAUUCAUCAAGAUAUUGAGUUUCAUUUAAAUUAAAAAAAUUUUCAAAAUAUAGUUAUAACUUUUUCUUCGAUGACCUUUUAGUUUUUGAUUACUGUGAAUUUAUUUAA
Messenger RNA from Microplitis demolitor, 1134 nucleotides. RefSeq names its product peptidoglycan-recognition protein 2. Gene Ontology annotation, biological process: peptidoglycan catabolic process; innate immune response. The transcript has 4 exons. NCBI's taxonomy places the organism in Eukaryota, Metazoa, Arthropoda, Insecta, Hymenoptera, Braconidae. The record is from RefSeq and is a predicted model, not a curated record. Bases 76 to 654 code for a protein of 192 amino acids. Gene Ontology annotation, molecular function: zinc ion binding; N-acetylmuramoyl-L-alanine amidase activity; peptidoglycan binding.